AUGUUGUGAAUGACAAAGUAACCUCACAAAAUUGUUUUGAAUUUUCCAGAAAAGUCAUUGAGAAAAAUAAUGUUUUUAAAGGGUCUAUAAUUUCUAUAAAUAUGAAGUUUUAUAAAGCAGAAAUAGCUGAUAUUAUUCGUUGUAAUCAACGAGACGAAGCUUUCGUCAAAAAUCUGGAAAGCCAGCUUCAUUCGUUUCUUAAGUACCUGAGCAGUAGAACUUAUCACAAAAUUCGUUUGUACGUUCCUGUUAUAGCGAACGUUUGGUAUUAUUGGCUCACAUCUCUGAGCAAUUUACAAACGUUAGGUGAAGAAUACGCUGGUACGCUUAGAACAACCAAUGAAAACAGAAUCCCAACAAAACUUAAACAAAUGAUAUGGUUGAUCAUGUAUAUAGGAGGAGAUUCCUUAUUAGACAGGGCCUUACUAGCUGCUGAGAAGCAAGUGAAUCAGUCAAGUUCUUUAACGAAUAAUGCCAAAGAAACACUCCUAUCGUUUAUCCAGUUCUUUAAGGAGAAAAAAGUUUAUCUAAAAUGGAUACAUCACUCCUUGUUUUAUAUUGGUGGAAAAUAUUACAACAUAGCCAACAGACUAACUGGAAUUAAAUAUGUUAUAUUGAGACCCUGGAUGCAAGACAAGUCAUUUAGCGGAAGCUUCUCUUUAUUAGGUCAAAUUUCUCUGUUUUAUGUUAUUUUAAACAUCUUACUGACUAUAUUUAACAAUGAAUUUAGUCUGGAUAAAUACAAAACAUCUUCAUCUAGUAAUGUUAAUGUAAGUGAAUCAAAAAAAGGAUGUGUUUUGUGUACAGAAAGUUAUAAGUCUCCCACAGCCACGCCCUGUGGACAUAUUUUUUGCUGGGACUGUUUGCAAGAUAGUUUAAGGUAUCAGCAAAACUGCCCUGUGUGCAGGCAAGAGGUGUUACCAAGUAGAAUUGUCUUAUUACAGAACCAUUUAUAAGGGUAGUCAAAAAAGAUAAGAGGAUUACCACACACUAUCUCAUUUAAUUAAGGUUUUACGAAAUAAUUUCAUUGGAUUUAUGAGAUUGAUAUUGAAGAUAUCCCACCUACCAGUUGAAGAAAAGAACAUGUCUCCCUCCCUGGUCCUGGCAUGCCUCAUACUUAAUCCUAGCACGGCAUUUUGCAGGGUUAAUGUAAGCAGGCUUACAUAUUUCAAGGUGUUUGCUGUGUCUGCUGAAAAGUUUAAUUUAUAAUUAAUCUUUUAUGGUAUUUCUUCAUUCAUUGAUGAUACUAAUAACCUU
Molecule: messenger RNA, 1257 nt
Organism: Sitophilus oryzae (rice weevil)
Lineage: Eukaryota; Metazoa; Arthropoda; Insecta; Coleoptera; Curculionidae
Product: peroxisome biogenesis factor 10-like
Exons: 4
Coding region: 102-956 (284 amino acids)
Biological process (GO): protein import into peroxisome matrix
Cellular component (GO): peroxisomal membrane
Molecular function (GO): zinc ion binding
Source: RefSeq, a predicted model, not a curated record